AUGAAAACUCCUCUACUGAAAACCCUUUUGACGGCUGACUUACUGUGGGCAGAUCCAAGUCGAGAAGAUCCACCUUUUGGUUUGCUAUACGGUGAAAGUCGUCGCCAUGUGUCACACGUUUUCUCUGAAACUGCCUUACGUGUUGCUCUUCGUAACGUUGGGUUCAGCAUUCUUAUACGAGGCCAUGAACUUGUUUGGAAUGGUAUAUCGUGGGAAUUCAAGGGACGGUGUUAUACCGUACAUACAACUACGAGGAGUAUUUUGAUACCGACUAGAGCGUCAUUAAUAAGUCUAAAAAAGCUGCGGGGUACUCGCAGAUUGCAUAUUGAUACAGUAAACAAUCCCUUAGAUGCAACUGCACUCAAUAUUCUUAAUAAAGCGUGGUGUAUUCAGCUGUGGUUCUACUUCUGGUCGCAGUUUAAACAAGAUCAAGCGACUGAGCUCGAUCAGCACGCAGAUGAAAAACUGUUAGAGGCCUACUGUUUGCCUCCAAAAUUAGAAGGUCGCCGUUUUAUCAAUUACACAGACCUAUGUUUAUGA
Enterobius vermicularis (human pinworm) is the source of this 540-nucleotide messenger RNA. The record is from the annotation of a GenBank genome assembly. NCBI's taxonomy places the organism in Eukaryota, Metazoa, Nematoda, Chromadorea, Rhabditida, Oxyuridae.